Molecule: messenger RNA, 865 nt
Organism: Drosophila melanogaster (fruit fly)
Lineage: Eukaryota; Metazoa; Arthropoda; Insecta; Diptera; Drosophilidae
Exons: 1
Coding region: 48-479 (143 amino acids)
Source: RefSeq, marked reviewed
AUUUUAUUUAAAAUUCAACGUGCAAACAGGAAAUCUAUAUAGUCAACAUGGAAUCCUUUAGUGUGCCGGAAGUGGACAUGAUGACCGUGUCAAAGAAUUCGCAAUACGAACGGGAAUCGCUACUAAAGUUCGCACCGCCAGUUGGACUGACCAACAUCAGCUACGGCAGCUUGUACAAGGUGGACUCCUUCUAUUUGGAGUGCCAGAAGUACCGAGAUCAAUUCCGCGAUCCCUACAACAAGCUGCUGCGCCCCAAGAUGUUCAGCACAUACAGGGGCAAGUGUGGUGUGAAGAUAGAUCCCGAACUGGAGCGCUUAAAGCGACCCGCUGCCUCCCAUGUGGAGUCUAUUCCCGUGGUUUACCCAAUGGAGUACGGGCACCAAAUGGACUUCGACAGAGGCUUCCAGAUGCAGGGACGCAACAGCAGGGAUGCAGCCACCGCCCGCAGAUAUCCGUGUGUGCGUGUGCUGGGCAGAUAAAGGGAUUCCACGCAAGCUUUAUAGACCAAAUUCCCCGUUUUCGCUGUCUUCACUUCCGAAUUGAACCAUCUCUGGCGUUUGCGGAGCUAUUCUCUCUGGGAUUAGUCAUGUUGGCCAUUUGAAGACGGCUUGAAAGCUCGUUGACAAAGGGACGGGCGGUAGGUGAUGUCACUGUUUGCUGGCUAAAACUUUGGGAACCCUAGAUUUGCACAAAGCUACCCGCAUUUAAUGAGCCCCAUCUCCACUUACGUUAUCUAUGACGACGGGCUGGUUGACGACGACAUCAUAAGGCUCCAUUUUGUGCGUUUAUCAAAAUUUGCAAAUUUUCUAUUAAAUAGUUGGUCAACAGGGUGACCGUAGGUGGUUGGCAGAAAUAAACAGCAUGU